AUGGCAGAGCUGCGCGCUUUCGUGAGCGCAGGGAUGGGCGAGCCGGUGGAGGAGCUGGUGAAGAGGAGGCAUUACAGCCUCUCCGCGAGCACCGAGGACCCUGGGACCGACGGGGAGUACAGCCGCGCCCUGUCGGACGUGUCCUGCCUGGACGCCAGCGCCGCUCUUCUGGGCGAUGCCUGGACCUACCAGGCAGCCGUGGAGUCCCAGACGGUGUUGCGCAAGCUCGCCACCCCUGGCGAGGGCGCCCCUCAUGCCUGGGCCGCCGGCUCGGGUGGUGCAGCCGUCUCCCAGGCUCCCGGGGUCGGGCAGGAGGACGAGCAGGCGAAGCGUGCGGAGUGGGCCAGCUGGCGUGCUCGGCGCCAGCAGCGGCUGGAGAGGCGCUCCGCGACGCGGGAGCAAUACGGCACCAUGAACUUGGAAUGCCGGUUGCGCUAUUGCAGCAGCGAUUGUGGCCAGUGCAGGGCGACCGCCAGCUAG
This is a messenger RNA of Prorocentrum cordatum, 480 nucleotides long. NCBI's taxonomy places the organism in Eukaryota, Dinophyceae, Prorocentrales, Prorocentraceae. The record is from the annotation of a GenBank genome assembly.